Messenger RNA from Pelodiscus sinensis (Chinese soft-shelled turtle), 2032 nucleotides. It is a transcript of the gene PEX11A, whose product is annotated as peroxisomal biogenesis factor 11 alpha. Gene Ontology annotation, biological process: peroxisome fission. Lineage: Eukaryota; Metazoa; Chordata; Testudines; Trionychidae. The record is from RefSeq and is a predicted model, not a curated record. Gene Ontology annotation, cellular component: peroxisomal membrane.
CCGGAGGUGGAGGGUUCCGGGCCCGGCAGCCCGGGGCGGAGCUUGUCCGUGUGCCCGGGCGGGGUAAAGAAGUGGCCCCGGCGUCCAGAGUCCAGGCACUGCAGGAGGCUGAGGGGCUCCCCCGGCAGCAUGGAGGCGUUUAUGAACUUCACCAACCAGACCCGGGGCCGGGAUCGGCUCUUCCGAGCCAUUCAAUACACAUGCAUGUUGCUUAGCUAUUUAUUAGCAAGUAAGGCUGACAAAGAGAUGGUGAUAAUGAAGCUCAAGCAGUUGGAAUCUAGCAUGCGCUCUGGCCGUAAAUUGUUCAGACUGGGCAACAUAGUGCAUGCUAUGGUAGCAGCCAGGCGAACAACCCAGCUACCAGACCUGGUGCCCCGACUCUGCCUGACAGCCUCCAACAUCAACCGUGUCUUAUAUUUCAUCUGUGACACAGUCUUGUGGGUGAAAAGUGUUGGACUCAUCACUGAUAUUGACAAGCAGAAGUGGCGUAAUUGGGCUACCAAAUGCUAUUACUAUUCACUGCUGAUGAAUCUGACCAGGGAUUUGUAUGAGAUCUCCUGGAGGAUGGAACAGGUGGCUCAAAGGGAGAAGGCAAAGAAGGAGAACUCUUCUCACUGUGAUGAAGAAGACCAGGACCUGAUCUGCAUGGGAACUGGCGGGUUGCAGCCCUUUCUCCUCCUGCUGUACCAUGCACUAAGGAAGCAUCCUCCUUUAUUACUAGACACCGUGAAGAACCUUUGUGAUCUUUCUAGUCCCUUGGACCAGCUGGGAAUCUACAAAACCAAUCCAGGCAUUAUUGGGCUCUGUGGCCUCCUCUCCUCCGUGGUGGGGAUCUUCACAGUAGUAAGUCCACAUAUGAAGCUGAAACACUGAUCUGAGAGCAGCUGCAUCACAACAAUGAGCUAGCAAUUUUGCUUCCCGGGCAGCUUUCAAUCCCAGGAUGAUAUUUUUAAAAUGAACACGUUUGACAAUCAUUCUUCAUAUGUAGUUUGUUCUCUGGAGAAAUCAGCUUUACUUCCUCCUUCUUCCUGGUAUCCCCUUAGUCAGGGGCUGCUCUGUGCUGUGAUGUAUUACAUUUCAGAGGAGAAUAGUGAAGAGGCUAAGCAAGGACUGAGCAAAACCUCCUUAAAGAAUAUUGUACAACAUGGAAAUCAAGAUGUUACAAAUUGCUGCUAGUUAAGGAGAUGUUACUGUCUCUGUAUUUGAACAUAAACAUAUGGAAGAGCUGCAUAGGCAACUAAAACUGUGUAUAUAUACAAAAAGCCAUAAGAAGUGGUGCUGAUACUGGAAAGGCAACAUUCACCAAUAGAGAUGGGGACCAUUCAUGCGAUCAGUUGUCUCUUUAUUUUUUUAACCACAUUCGAGCAUGUUGGUACCAGGAAGGCUUUAGGAACUGGAAUUCACAUGGGCUGGAUCAAAACAUGAGUUCUCUGACAAGAUUAGAUGAUGCCAAAGGCCUAGCAAUUGGAUUCAUGGAACUUUUCAUCUGUAGGUCGCUGUUGAAAUCCAGCAUAAGCUGGUAGUAACUGGAGAGUGCUCCUGUUUGGUGAUACAAUGGCCAUCAUUGAAUAUGUAUUUGUGGUAUUGGAUCUAGCUCCUAGUAAAAUAGGUGUCUGUAUAAUCCAGUAACUACCACCCCAUCUGUCUUCCUUAUUGAUAAUGCAAAGCAAGGAUUGCUUAGACCAUGGAAUCUGAAUUCCUCUCUAGCAGGGUUCUUCCAGGUCAUGAUUAGGUGCACUUUUUUUCCCUCGAUAUGUGUGGCAAGCUUACUUCGGUGCUGCUCAUGCUGGGGAUAAAGAAAGGAUUUCAGUCUCCAUGACUGCUGAUCUGGCACUAUUCUUCAGCACUGGCCUUCUCCCAAAUCCACACACAACCCUUGCAAUCACACAAGGGUGAUGAUUUCUGUACUCUCGGAAGCAGCUUUUGCACUGAUACUGCUUUAGUUUUGCUGAAAGUUUUCAAAUAUAAUCCAUUUUAAAUCUUCACGCGUUUGAGAGAGACCAGCCCCAGGGCUGCUGGUGAGUGAGAUGGA